This is a messenger RNA of Octopus sinensis (East Asian common octopus), 3603 nucleotides long. RefSeq names its product tryptophan 5-hydroxylase 1-like. Gene Ontology annotation, biological process: aromatic amino acid metabolic process. The transcript has 14 exons. The record is from RefSeq and is a predicted model, not a curated record. Bases 932 to 2389 code for a protein of 485 amino acids. Lineage: Eukaryota; Metazoa; Mollusca; Cephalopoda; Octopoda; Octopodidae. Gene Ontology annotation, cellular component: neuron projection. Gene Ontology annotation, molecular function: iron ion binding; tryptophan 5-monooxygenase activity.
UCCAUCCUCCUUUUCUAUAUUUUCCUAUUUUAUUUCCGUCCUUCACAAGAGUCAACUUUUAUUUUUUUCACUUUUUAAAUACUUUUGGCACCCAUAACUUUACCUUAAAUGAACGGAAAACAGGCACCAGCAAGGAUCCUACGAACACUUAACAUUUUCUCAUACACACAAUACUACCUUUAAAAUAGACUAUUGGAGCGCAGCUAUAUAUAUAUUCACACACCCAUGCUAAGUACUACACAAGUUUUGUGUUUGUGACGUUUGUAAGUAUAUAUGUGUAUGUAUAUCUGAGUGAUAGUGUAUGUUAUAUGUGUAUGUUAUAUGUGCUUAUACGUAUGAAAGACUGAAUGAGUGGAAGUAUGAGUGUACACAUGCAUUUCUGUUCGUGUAAAUGUGUGAAACAUCUUUAGACGCACACGUAAAGUGAUUUCAGUGCAUCAAUUUACAUAUCACAAUAACAUUACAGAUACACAGACACACAUAUUAAUCUAUAUACAUACGUACGUUCGUACAUACAUACAUACACACACAAACUUAUAUAUAUAUACAUACAUACAUACAUAACCAUACACACAUAUAUUUGCACUUUGCAUUACAGAUUAAACCAAGCUAUAUGCAAUUAUAUAUUUAUAAAUAAAUACACAAAGAAAAAAGCAAGAUGGACUCGUAUACACUACGUAAAUGUAAAAAACACUGAUAGAGGUAUCGGAACAUCUCCACGGAUAUAUAAGUUCGGUUUUAAAUCUGAUGUCAGCUACAGUUACUACAACGAUAAUUACAACGACUUGAAACGAGCACAACGGCCAGAAGAAGGGCACUAACGAGGACAACAACGACCUGAAGUAAACUUGAAAACAUCUGAGCUUGAACCAUAAACUCCACCCACGACCUCAACCUAUUGAACUUUAUAAAACUACAAAGAUAUUCCAAAAUGGAUGCCCGUUCAAUUAGCUUCGAAAGAGCAGAGGUGAUGAGGAGACAACAAUCAACGGAUUUUGACGAUCACAUUGCCGUUGUACCAGAGGAAACAGAAAAUGGUAGAGGUUGUUCAAGUCGUGAAAAAGUGGGUUCCAUAUUGUUGUCACUGAAGAAUCAAGUUGGCUGUUUGUCAAGUGCUUUAAAAGUAUUUCAGGACAACAAAGUCAACGUCACACACAUCGAAUCGCGCAGGUCGCAGAUGGAAGACAGUGAAUAUGACAUUUUCAUCAACGUAGAGUCCAGCAAACUGGCCAUAGAAGACCUUCUCGAAAAACUUCAACUCCAAAUUCCUGACGAUGUAGGAAAUGUGAAAGCAUUUCCCACCUGUCCUGAAGAACCAGAUGAUGAUAUAGUGUGGUUCCCUCGCAAAAUAGCGGAAUUGGACAAAUUUGCCAAUCGUGUACUAAUGUAUGGUCGUGAGCUAGAUGCCGAUCACCCUGGCUUCAAGGAUCCAGUGUACAGACAACGUAGGAUAAAAUUUGCCGAAAUUGCUUAUAAUUAUAAACAUGGCCAACCAAUACCAAGGGUUGAAUACACAGCAGAAGAAGUAAGCACUUGGAGCACUGUCUUCAGAGAACUAAACAAGCUUUACCCGACGUACUCCUGCAAGCAGCAUCUGAAGAAUCUACCAUUGCUAAUGAAAUAUUGUGGCUACAGAGAGAACAAUAUCCCACAACUCGAGGAUGUUUCAAAAUUUCUCAAAGAGAGAACCGGGUUCACUGUUCGCCCUGUGGCAGGAUAUUUGUCUUCAAGAGACUUUCUAGCUGGGCUAGCGUUCCGUGUGUUUCAUUGCACCCAAUAUAUUCGCCAUAGUUCCGAUCCUUUCUACACACCAGAACCAGACUGUUGCCACGAAUUACUGGGACAUGUCCCGCUGUUUGCUGAUUCUGAUUUUGCUCAUUUUUCUCAUGAGUUAGGGUUAGCCUCCCUGGGGGCUUCAGAUUUCGAAGUUGCCAAAUUAGCCAGUUGUUAUUUCUUCACAAUUGAAUUCGGAUUGUGCCGAGAAAAUGGUCAGCUCAGAGUGUAUGGCGCUGGUCUCUUGUCUUCGAUUGGAGAACUCAAGCAUGUUCUCACAGACGCAGCUAUUAAAAAGCCGUUCGACCCUGACAAAGUCAUUGAGCAAGAAUGUCAGGUUUCCACAUACCAGGAUGCCUAUUUUGUCAGUGAAUCUUUCAAAGAGGCCCAAAAUCAAAUCAGGGAAUUUGCUUCGAAUAUCAAACGACCCUUCACUGUGCGCUACGAUCCUUAUUCACAGUCGGUUAUGGUUCUCGAAAGUUUGUCAGCCAUUAGCCAAGUAGUCAGUUUUGUUCGAGCCGAUCUUUGUCUCAUCUCUGAUGCCAUCAACAAACUUCACCAGUCGAAGAUGAAGAAAACGAGACGAGCACGAACAAGGCUACUCAAUGACAAAUAAAAAUGGAUUUUUCUUUUUUCUUUUUUUUUUUGGUGCCAACAAAAUAGGAAGAAGAAAACAGAAACACAGAGGGAAAGAUAAAUGCAAAACUGAAAAUGAUUUAAAAAAAGAUAAACGAAAAACAGCAGUAAAAGAAAUGAUUAUAAUGAUUUAAAUACAAUUUUGUAUAUUUAAACUGAAUGUUGACAACAAAGCCAAAACACACUAAAACAAAUAUUUAUUGGGAAACAAACCCACGCGCUUUUUAAACACAUUGGAACAUUGCCCAAUGAUACCCAUAGUACUCCAAUUUAUUCAAACGUUUACUAAGAGUUGUGGCUUUGAUUCCUAUUGUUUUAUGUCUAAAAUCACAUCCAAUUUAAGUAUGCAGAUGUAUUCUUAGCUCGAAAAUAAUUUAAUGCUCAAUUAAUUACAAGAAAAUUUUAAUGUUUUGCAAAGUUCAGCUUAAGUUAGCAUUUAAGCUAGAUUUUUUUAGGACAUUUUAAUUGAGCAUUUUCUUUCUCUCUAAUUCCUUCUAUCCCUAGAUAUAAAUAUAUAUUUUCUAAAGAACUGCUAUUUGCACGAACUUGUAAAACAGCUAAACAGCAAACGGCAUACGCUUUUUUGCUAGUCUUUAUGAGAUUGGAGGAUUGUGGUGGUGUGAGGGGUGGGUGAGGGUGUAGUUAUAUUACACCAGUUAUAAUGUGCUACCCACUGGGUUAGCAACUGAUUUCUCCACAUCUAUCUAUCUAUCUCUGUGCCUGUACUCACACACACACGCACAUACAUACAUACGUACAUACAUACAUACAUACAUACAUACAUACAUACAUACAUACAUACAAAGUUGUGUAUAUAUAUGUAUAUAUGUAUAUGUAUAUAUAUAUAUAUAUAUAUAUAUCCAUCGAAAUCUAUCUUCCAUUCAUUCUUUAAUUCUUCUGUUUGCAAUACACACGUACGCAAGCACAUGCACAUAUAUGUGUGUGUGUUUGUGUAUGCGUGAGUGUAUAUGUGAGAGAGGGAGUGUGUAUAUAUGUUUGUGACUAAGUGUGUUUGUGUGUGUGUGUGUGUUUGUGUGUGCAUGUGCCUUUAUGCUUGUGUGUCUCUGUGCGUGUUUUAUAGAAAACAAAUUUGACAAAAUAGAUUUCGUUUCGGCUGGAACCAUGUUAGAGACAGAAGCAGUAAAUAAAGGAGAGCUCUUUAUAUGAUGUAUAAGACAAAACGAUAGAUAUACC